Molecule: messenger RNA, 2213 nt
Organism: Lates calcarifer (barramundi perch)
Lineage: Eukaryota; Metazoa; Chordata; Actinopteri; Centropomidae
Product: sterile alpha motif domain-containing protein 9-like
Exons: 1
Coding region: 105-2090 (661 amino acids)
Cellular component (GO): cytoplasm
Source: RefSeq, a predicted model, not a curated record
ACACAUAAGAAUGCGGACACGUUCUAUGGUUUCAUGAUCAUGAAAAGAACUUUAAGCCAGAGUAUAUUCAAGGUGUUGUCCGCAACACUCUGAAGAGCUUCAACAUGAAUCAUAAACAUGCACAACUCCUGGCUGUUUUAGUUCUGUUGAACGUAUACUGCAAGGAUGCCUCUCUCUCUGUCUCUCUGUGUGAGGAAUAUCUUGGUCUUCAACCAAAACCAUUUUGUGGAACCAUCAAAGUCGAAGAAGGAUUUGGUAAAUUUUCCACUUUAAUUACCAACUGCUCAGUUCAGGGUAAGGUAGUAUUCAAAGCUGUGAAAAUGAUCCAUUCAAGUAUUGCAAGACAGUGUUUGCAAGAACUUAACGCAACACACAAUGUGAGCAAAGCUGAUAUCACAGACCGCCUUCUGACCACAAGCAAGCUUUAUGAGAGCACACAAGGCAAAGACGAACUCCUGCAAGACGUACGCCACAUUUUGGUCAAGAGACAUCAUUCAUUGGAGGAGGAAUCUCAGUUCUCUCCCCUCAUUCAAGACAUUGCAAAUGAAACUCCAGGACUGGAAGAGAUGGUGCUGAAGAAUGCAUCAAAAAGAUUUGAAAAAGAUGCAGUUGUCUCCCAGUUACUAGCCAGGUACUAUUACUUAAAAAAGAAGGAUUUCUCAGAGGCAAAGGUUUGGGCAGGGAAAGCAAAAGAUCUUUCCAACGACAGCUCAUAUAUUGCAGACACAUCAGCACAAGUGAUCAAGCAUGAGCUGAAAAAUGCUAUUGCAAAGUACAAGGAAGAGUCUAUUAGUCCUGAAAGAUUGAGCAUGUUUCUCAAAAUGGCUCAGUCAGCAAUAGAUGCAUUCAAAGAAACACAGAGCCUUGCAAAGAAGGAGUCAGUUCAACGAUUAAAAAUUAAGACAGACAACUGCUCUUUCAAUACAUGUGGGUGCCUGGGAGAAGUUCAGGUUGGUGUACUUGUCAUUGAAGUACUGUCAAAGAUCCCUGUAUUUUCGAAGGACAAAGUGCGCCAUGACAUACUGAGCCAGAUUCUCUCUGGAGACAUGACACUUCAGAAUGUAGAGCGGUGUGAUCAAUGGCAGAACAAACACAGAUGCUACUACAUCCCUCUCAGACAAUUUGAGGAUUUACUUUACAACCUUAAAUACAGAAUGAAAAUUAACUUUGACUUCCUUGACAAUUUUUAUGUGAACUUGGGCAGAUUCGGAAUGAAAGACAGUCGUGAACAAGUGUCCCAAAAUGAGCUUUUCAGAUGUUUCAAACAGUAUGCCAACCUUUUCUGCAAGACAGAUUCUUCAGCUCUUUGGAAGAACAAAACCAUGUUUGAAAAGCUGAAACUACACCAGGUAAGACAAUUCCUGGAGAUGCAAAAAGCUGACACCUACUCUGGGAUUCUGAAUUGUCUCUCAAAUCAUUUCUCAACUGAAAUAAUGGAGAAGAUUGCCAAACAGUAUGAGUUUGUUUGUGUUCGUAACCCAACUGUGACAGAGAGAAUCAAUCUCAUCUAUGUCAACGUUGUGUUGAGUUGUAUCAAACUUGAAUCACAACACCUUCAGCCAUACCAGAAACUAAUUCAUCUCCUUUGCCAAGUUCUGCGUGAGCAAAUUCCAUUAAAUGAUAAUUUGCCACUGCACUUCAUUGCAGUUAUGCUCUUGUGGCAACAGCAGGACCGUCCAGAAUCUAGAGCUCUGGGGAAGUACAUCUCACAGAUGAGGACCUCUUAUCAUGCAGAGAUGAGGGAAGUGUACAAUGGUAAGAGUCCCAUUGUCCAUUUCUUCUUGGGGAAGAAGCAGGGAUAUGAACGACUUGUACCUUUUGAAAAAAUCAAAAGGAGCGUCAUGGUUGGGCAGGAAGAGUUUGCUUCCAUGUGGAAAAAUGGCAAAAUAUGGAAAGAGAAGAAGGUGGAGGAACUCCUUUGCAGGGUCACAGGCGAGGUGAAUAACAACUUGAUACUGGCACACACAUUAAUCCCAGAUCUUAAGGUCGAAGUUACUCCAAUGUUUCGAAGUCAGCUUAGUGGGCGUGCUGAAGGGUCAAAAGUGUCAUUCUUUACUGGUUUCUCAAUAAAAGGGCCCCCUUGCAUUUGACAUAAACUAAACCUUAGAAGCACCCUGUUCAGUUAGUAUUAGUUUUGAUCAGUAGAUUCAGCUUAUCAUUGUGGAACUGUUUUAUUCAGGUAAAGUGAUUGAGUUGCUUGCAUGCUUAUUUAA